Arachis stenosperma is the source of this 1377-nucleotide messenger RNA. RefSeq lists its product as uncharacterized. The transcript is spliced from 3 exons. The record is from RefSeq and is a predicted model, not a curated record. Bases 70 to 819 code for a protein of 249 amino acids. NCBI's taxonomy places the organism in Eukaryota, Viridiplantae, Streptophyta, Magnoliopsida, Fabales, Fabaceae. Gene Ontology annotation, molecular function: rRNA (uridine-N3-)-methyltransferase activity. Gene Ontology annotation, cellular component: cytoplasm. Gene Ontology annotation, biological process: rRNA base methylation.
UUGUAUCCAAGUCACUUCUGCACAUAGUGGAAACUGGAAACGACUCCAAUGCAUUAAGCCAUUAACACUAUGCAGUAUCCUUCUUCUUCCAAUUUUCUUCUCAAAAUGGGUGCAGAAGACGAUGUCACACUCCUACAACUACAACAACCCCAAGAAGAAGAAGAAGAAGAAGAAGAAGAAGAAGAUUCACAAAAGGCAGAGAAAUGGAGGAAGCAUUACUCAUCAAGGCAUAGGAUACUCCUUGUUGGAGAGGGUGACUUCUCUUUCUCUCUCUCUUUGGCCACAGCUUUUGGUUCUGCUCACAACCUCGUUGCUACUUCCAUUGAUUCUCAGGAGAACAUUGUGAAGAAGUACAGUAAUGGGAUAAACAAUGUGAGGGAGCUUGAAGAAAGGGGUUGCCUUGUGCUUUAUGGAGUUGAUGCUAAGGAAAUGAGUCAACAUUUCUUUCUAAAGACUCAGAGGUUUGAUCGCAUUGUAUAUAACUUCCCUCAUGUUGGAUUCCUUUAUCCAGAGAAUAGCUACUGCCAAAUCCAGUUGAACAAAAGGUUGGUGAAGGGUUUUCUGUCAAAUGCCAAGAUUCUGGUAAGGAAAGAGGGGGGAGAGAUUCAUGUAACACACAAGGAAGGUGAUCCAUACAGCAAAUGGGGUCUGGUCAAGAAGGCAGAGAAGAGAGGUUUGGUCUUGCAACAAGCUGUUCCAUUCUUCAAGGAUGAUUAUCCUGGUUAUGACAACAAGAGAGCACAUGGAAAAUUAUGUGAUGCCUCUUUCCCCAUUGGAGAAUCUAAUACUUACAAGUUCAAGCUUCAGUCCACUCUCUAAUGAUUAAAGGGGUUUAUGAGUUUUAGGUUUGGUUUUGAGCAUCAAUGUCAUCUUGAUUAUGCCAACUACCUUCCCUACCAUAAAACUUCAUCUGCCAAACUCUGUGAAGAGAACAUAGAAAAAGUAAAAAAUAGAGGAGAGUACUUGACUUGCAUUUAUGUGUAUAAAACUGAUGGCUGGAAUAUUCAGUCUGAUUCUCUCUUUUGAGAUUCUCAUAGUUCAUUCUUCACUUUAUUAGAGGAGAGACUGAGACUAAAUUAAAAUUAGUUUUUCACUUUAUUAUUCGCGUCAUCCCUGCCAUCAAAUUUCAAAAUCAGAUUCCAAUUAUCCAAAAUCUAAAUCUAAAAUAACAAAAAUCCACUGUGGAAUUUGUAAAAGGGAUCUUGAAUUCUUGAAACUUGAUUCUAACCUGUAGAUGAAUAUGUCUCUGUGUUUUCCCGAUUGCUUCUUGCAGAGGAAACAAGAAUGGAUGAAGUGAGGUUGAUGAUCUUUGAAUCUUGCAUCGUAGAAACAAGGGUGUGCUGGUAUUGGAAGUAGUUGACUUGAAUGACCAAGUUC